AUGGGCCGCUACCGCAUCCGCGUGGCCACUGGGGCCUGGCUCUUCUCCGGGACGCUCAACACUGUGCACCUGUGGCUGGUCGGCGCGCGCGGAGAGGCCGACCUGGAGCUACAGCUGCGUCCGAUGCGCGGCGAGGAGGAGGAGUUUGAGCACGACGUGCCUGAAGACCUGGGGCCCCUGCAGUUCGUGAAAUUGCGCAAACACCACUCCCUAGUGGACGACGCGUGGUUCUGCGACCGCAUCACCGUGCAGGGCCCGGAGGCCAGCAGCGCAGAAGCCGCCUUCCCUUGCUACCGCUGGGUGCGCGGCCAGGGCACCCUGAGUCUUCCGGAGGGCAGCGCACGCCUGGCAGUUGACAAUGCCUUGGACAUAUUCCAGAAGCAUCGAAAGAAAGAACUGGAAGAAAGACAGCAGAUGUACCGCUGGGCCACCUGGAAGGAGAGAUUGCCCCUGACCAUAGCUGCAGACUCUCAGAAUGACCUGCCUCUCAAUGUGAGGUUCCGUGAGGAGAAGAGGCUGGACUUUGAAUGGACACUGAAGGCAGGGGUCCUGGAGAUUGCUCUCAAGCAUGUCUAUACCUUCCUAAACACUUGGAGCCACCUGGAGGAUUUCAAACAGAUCUUCUGGGGUCAGAAGAGUGCACUGGCUGAAAAGGUUCACCAGUGCUGGCAGGAUGAUGAGUUUUUUGGCUACCAGUUCCUCAAUGGUGCCAACCCCAUGUUGCUGAGACGCUGCACAUCUCUGCCCGCCCGUCUAGAGCUGCCCUCAGGGACAGAGGAGCUUCGCGCCCAGCUGAAUGAAGAACUCCAGAAUAAUUCUCUAUUUGAGGCUGACUUUAUCCUGCUAGAUGGGAUUCCAGCCAACGUGAUCCGAGGAAAGCAGCAGUACCUGGCUGCCCCCCUUGUCAUGCUAAAGAUGGAGCCCAACGGGAAGCUGCAACCAAUGGUCAUCCAGCUCCAGCCUCCCAAUUCCAGCUCUCCUGCUCCACCACUCUUCCUGCCCUCAGAUCCUCCACUUGCCUGGCUCCUCGCAAAGGUCUGGGUCCGAAAUUCAGAUUUCCAACUGCACCAGCUCCAGUAUCAUUUGCUCAACACUCAUCUGGUGGCUGAAGUCAUUGCUGUUGCCACCAUGAGGUGCCUCCCAGAACUGCACCCUCUCUUCAAGUUCCUGGUCCCCCACAUGCGCUACACCAUGGAAAUCAAUACUCGGGCCCGGAACCAACUCAUCUCAGAAGGAGGCAUAUUUGAUAAGGCCGUGAGCACAGGAGGAGGCGGCCAUGUGAUCUUGCUCCAGAGAGCAAUGGAGCAGCUGACCUACCGCUCACUCUGCACUCCUGACAACCUGGCCGACCGGGGCCUGCUGGGACUCCCAAGUGCCCUCUACGCCCAGGACGCUUUACGGCUCUGGGAGAUCACUGCCCGGUACGUGGAGGGGAUUGUCUACCUCUUCUACCAAAGGGAUGAUGUCGUAAGAGGGGACCCUGAGCUGCAAGCCUGGUGUCGGGAGAUCACCGAGGUGGGGCUGUGUCAGGCCCAGAACCGAGGUUUCCCCAUUUCCUUCCAGUCACGGGCUCAGCUCUGCUAUUUCCUCACCAUGUGUGUAUUCACAUGCACUGCCCAGCAUGCAGCUAUCAACCAGGGACAGAUAGACUGGUAUGCCUGGGUCCCUAAUGGCCCGUGCACGAUGAGGAUGCCCCCACCCACCACCAAGGAAGAUAUAACGAUGGCCACAGUGAUGGAGUCACUACCUGAUGUCCAGCAGGCUAGUCUUCAAAUGACUAUCACAUGGCAUCUGGGCCGAAAGCAGCCAGAUAUGGUGCCUCUGGGGCAUCACAAGGAAAAAUACUUCUCAAACCCCAAAGCCAAGGCUGUGCUAGACCAAUUCCAAACAGAUCUGGAAAACCUGGAAAAGGAGAUUACCACCCGGAAUAAGCAACUUAACCUACCCUAUGAAUACCUGAAACCCAGCCACAUAGAGAACAGCGUCACCAUCUGA
Molecule: messenger RNA, 1995 nt
Organism: Elephantulus edwardii (Cape elephant shrew)
Lineage: Eukaryota; Metazoa; Chordata; Mammalia; Macroscelidea; Macroscelididae
Gene: ALOX12
Product: arachidonate 12-lipoxygenase
Exons: 14
Coding region: 1-1995 (664 amino acids)
Biological process (GO): linoleic acid metabolic process; lipid oxidation
Cellular component (GO): sarcolemma; cytosol
Molecular function (GO): arachidonate 15-lipoxygenase activity; linoleate 13S-lipoxygenase activity; arachidonate 12(S)-lipoxygenase activity
Source: RefSeq, a predicted model, not a curated record